CCGCAGCGCUGCCGGCGGUCACCUGGGACUGUCGUGCAGCAGGACCGCGGCAAGGCAGGCGCGCUAGCUCUCGGAGCCAGAGCGGGGCUCGAACUCGAGGUGCGGGGGGCAGGCAAGGAGCGCGACUGUCCCCCUCCACGGGUCCGGCGGAGGAUGCGGGAGAGCACGUGGGUGUCGCUGCUGUUGCUGCUGCUGCUGCCCGCGCCACAGCGGGGCGGCCCCCAGGACGGUCGCGGGUCGCCGGAGCCGGAGCCAGAGCGCGGCCCGCUGCAGCCCUUCGACCUGCUCUACGCUAGCGGCGUGGCUGCCUACUACAGCGGCGACUACGAAGGUGCGGUGCGGGACCUAGAAGCCGCGCUGCGCAGCCACCGGCGCCUGCGAGACAUCCGCACGCGCUGCGCCCGCCACUGCGCCGCGCGCCGCCCGCUCGCGCCCCCAGGCGCCGGCCCGGGAGCCGAGCUGCCCUUCUUCCGCGCGGUGCUCGAACGAGCGCGCUGCUCCCGCAGCUGCCAGAGCCAGCGUCUGGGCGGCCCCGCGUCCCGCCACCGUGUCAGCGAAGACGUGCGCAGCGACUUCCAGCGCAGAGUGCCCUACAACUACCUGCAGAGGGCCUACAUCAAGCUCAACCAGCUCGAUAAAGCCAUGGAAGCAGCUCACACAUUCUUCAUGGCCAACCCCGAGCACAUGGAAAUGCAGCAGAACAUAGAAGACUAUAAAGCCACAGCAAGAGUGGAAGCCCCGUUAGUAGACAGAGAAGCCAAGCCACACCUGGAAAGCUAUAAUGCUGGAGUUAAACAUUAUGAGGCGGAUGACUUUGAAGCAGCCAUCAAGUACUUUGAACAAGCUUUAAGAGAAUAUUUCAAUGAAGAUAUGGUGUGCCGCGCUCUGUGUGAGGGGCCUCAGAGAUUUGAGGAAUAUGAGUAUUUAGGAUCUAAGGGCAGUCUUUAUGAGGCAAUCGCAGAUCACUACAUGCAGGUUCUGGUCUGUCAGCAUGAGUGUGUGAGGGAACUUGCCACCCGCCCAGGCCGCCUCUCACCAAUCGAGAACUUUCUUCCCUUGCAUUAUGACUACCUCCAGUUUGCCUACUACAGAGUUGGUGAGUAUGUGAAAGCCUUGGAGUGUGCCAAAGCCUACCUGAUGUUCCACCCAGACGACCAGGAUGUCCUGGACAAUGUAGACUUCUAUGAGAGUCUGCUGGAUGACAGCACUGACCCAGCAUCCAUUGAGGCCCGAGAGGAUUUAACAGCAUUUGUCAAACGUCAUAAACUUGAAGCUGAACUGAUCAAGUCAGCUGCAGAGGGCCUGGGAUUUUCAUAUUCUGAACCAAAUUACUGGAUCAGUUAUGGAGGACGGCAGGAUGAGAACCGAGUCCCUUCGGGAGUGAAUAUGGAUGGGGCAGAAGUUCACGGAUUGUCCAUGGGGAAGAAGUCACCACCCAAGAUAGGUCGAGAUCUUAGAGAAGGUGGCCCUCUGCUCUAUGAGAACAUCACCUUCGUCUACAACUCCGAGCAGCUGAACGGGACUCAGCGGGUUCUCCUAGAUAACGUCCUGUCGGAAGAACAGUGCCGGGAGCUGCACAGUGUGGCCAGUGGAAUCAUGCUGGUUGGUGAUGGAUACCGAGGGAAAACGUCACCCCACACACCCAAUGAGAAGUUUGAAGGAGCAACUGUUUUGAAAGCACUCAAAUUUGGUUAUGAAGGCCGGGUGCCACUGAAGAGUGCACGGCUGUUCUAUGACAUCAGCGAGAAGGCUCGGAAGAUUGUGGAGUCCUAUUUCAUGCUGAACUCAACCCUGUAUUUUUCCUAUACACACAUGGUCUGCAGAACAGCCCUGUCUGGGCAGCAGGAUCGAAGAAAUGACCUCAGUCACCCCAUUCAUGCGGACAACUGCUUGCUGGAUCCAGAAGCCAACGAAUGCUGGAAGGAGCCUCCUGCUUACACCUUUCGGGACUAUAGUGCUCUCCUGUAUAUGAAUGACGACUUUGAAGGAGGAGAAUUCAUCUUCACGGAAAUGGAUGCUAAAACUGUGACUGCCUCUAUAAAGCCAAAAUGUGGGCGAAUGAUCAGCUUCUCAUCUGGUGGCGAGAACCCUCACGGGGUGAAGGCAGUCACCAGAGGCCAGCGCUGUGCUGUGGCACUGUGGUUCACCCUAGACCCUCUCUACCGAGAAUUGGAGCGGAUACAGGCUGAUGAAGUGAUUGCCAUCUUGGAUCAAGAACAACACGGGAAGCAUGGACUGAAUAUUAACCCCAAAGACGAGCUAUAGAAAAGAGAGUAUUCUAUUGAAUAUUUAUUUAAAUAGAUAAUCUUAUGAGAACGUUUUUAUUUUUGUACAGAGCCGUGGUAUAAAUUAACAGGAUACUA
Rattus norvegicus (Norway rat) is the source of this 2363-nucleotide messenger RNA. It is a transcript of the gene P3h2, whose product is annotated as prolyl 3-hydroxylase 2. Gene Ontology annotation, biological process: collagen metabolic process; negative regulation of cell population proliferation. Lineage: Eukaryota; Metazoa; Chordata; Mammalia; Rodentia; Muridae. Bases 154 to 2265 code for a protein of 703 amino acids. The record is from RefSeq and is marked provisional. Gene Ontology annotation, cellular component: Golgi apparatus; basement membrane; endoplasmic reticulum. Gene Ontology annotation, molecular function: procollagen-proline 3-dioxygenase activity; iron ion binding; L-ascorbic acid binding. The transcript has 15 exons.